AUGACCACAACCACAAUGCAUAGCUACAAACUCUCUCUCAAAAGAGCCACAAAGAGAACAAGAACAACAAGAAGAACAAGAAGAAGAAGAAAUCACCCACUUAGCCAAAAUCUCAUCACCACAAUUGACCCCUCCAACCAUGAAAAGUGCCACAAAAAUUCCCAGAAACUGUCACAAAAGCUUGAGGCUUUGAAGAACCUCAUUCCCACAACGAACACCACCGAAGAAGAGGCUGUGAAACCGGACCAGCUGUUCAAGGAAACCGCAGAUUACAUCGUGCUGCUGCGGACACGUGUGGUGGUGCUGCAGAAACUCAUUGAGUAUUAUGGGAGCAACAGCACCCAGAACGAUGAACAUGCUUUGUUGUUACAGUAG
Molecule: messenger RNA, 375 nt
Organism: Vigna radiata var. radiata (mung bean)
Lineage: Eukaryota; Viridiplantae; Streptophyta; Magnoliopsida; Fabales; Fabaceae
Exons: 1
Coding region: 1-375 (124 amino acids)
Biological process (GO): regulation of DNA-templated transcription
Source: RefSeq, a predicted model, not a curated record